Molecule: messenger RNA, 1149 nt
Organism: Aspergillus oryzae RIB40
Lineage: Eukaryota; Fungi; Ascomycota; Eurotiomycetes; Eurotiales; Aspergillaceae
Exons: 1
Coding region: 1-1149 (382 amino acids)
Source: RefSeq, a predicted model, not a curated record
AUGAACGGUACACUGCCUUCAGCUCACCAAAGGCAGGGCGCGUACAUAUCUUCAGUGGCCACAAGACAAGAGUUGUUGUCAGCGAAUCCUUCCAAUUUCCGCAUUACUUCUCUCUCACGUUCACCAGCCUUUGACAUAGGCUCGACCGAACCUCAACAAUCCUAUAGUCGACCAAGCUUUGGUCAGGAUCAUAUGGCCAAUAAUGAUGAAGAGCCCUCGACUGUUUACGGUUCACAGCCUGCAGCCUACGGGGUGCCCACGACACUACCCCAAGGAGCCCUAGGAGACUACUAUGGAGUCCCAUGGUCAAAGACAGGUCAUUCUGGCCUUAACGUUACUAGGGGAGGGCUUUUGCCGGAUCAUGAAGCGGAGGGCACGUUUCACCACCCUGAUUACGCUUAUAUGAUGUCGGCGCCGGGAACCCAAGUUACCGAUACGACCUUUGUGCCCUCGAUGGUUGCUCUAUCAUCCGAAGGACAAGGGGCAGACCGGACACUUCCCACCCCCAGUGGGCGAAACCAGCUUCAAUUGGGUCUUUCAGUACUUCCAACAUCGUCCGAUGCCAUCUCCGGGCUUCCUCAACAGGACUGCAGGGUUGGACACCCCUGGACACCUAAAGCUAUCAUUACUGCCAACAACGCCCGGUCGAUGAAGCAGUAUACCCCCGAACCUUUCAACACCGGCUCUCGAAACCGUGCAAAACCACCUCCGUCGAACGCGCAGGAGAUGGUGCUUGGGUAUUUACCAAUGACGUCGGCUAGUGCUUCGUCACCGUUGAUGCCCUCCUGUGGCACGUUCACUCGAUUUAACCCGGCGAAUCCUGGCGAAGAGCUGCAGAGAAACGAGGAAGCCCCGAUGCGAAGGCCGAUAUUUACUGAGAGUGCUCGCUUUUCUCUUAUGGAGGAUAGCUCCAACAUUUACGGUUACUGCAGCUCUGAGAGGAGAAAAGGACCCAAACCAGGCACUUCCGGGAUGCUGAUGAACGGACUUCCUUACACGCGGCCUCCCGAGCAGCUCCAAAGCACCCCCUCCUCUUUAGCUUUCAGCUUGCCGGUAGCGGAGGGCCUUUCAGGUCCCGGGGCAACCACAGAAGCACAUCGGACGCAAGCUUUGAGUAACCCGGGGGGCUUCUAUUCCGAGGCGUGCUAA